Trichoderma harzianum CBS 226.95 is the source of this 643-nucleotide messenger RNA. RefSeq lists its product as hypothetical. The transcript has a single exon. The annotation marks the transcript as partial. Lineage: Eukaryota; Fungi; Ascomycota; Sordariomycetes; Hypocreales; Hypocreaceae. The record is from RefSeq and is a predicted model, not a curated record.
CUCUCCCUUGCUUCAAACCCUCGCACCCGUCCAGCAGCAUGCAUGUCUCUGUUUCUCAUCACACCAGACUGCUUCCCUACCAACUCAAAUCAAUGACAUCUUCUUUUUUGGCCUGCGUACUAGUGAAGAAGCCAUGGAAAAGAAAGAGUGGGAGCGAACCUGACCUGAAUCAAACCCACGCAUCCAUCCCAUCCGUCCACCUUGACAGACAAUCCUGCUGCAAAUACUGUACUCGCUAAUGAGCUGACGAUCCCUCCUCUUCUAACUGCUCCGUAGCCCCAGCUCAAUUAUUCUCAGCUCCACUCUGCAUGGCCCCAGCCGUUGUCGCGACAUGCUUGCACUUGCACCAUACAAGUACAGCACCAUUGCGAAAGAAAAUCCUCGAGAAAUUUUAGCGGGUUGUGCGGCGAGCACGCAACCUCCAAUGACAUGGGCCAGGACUGCAAGACUGGAACCACAACCAAGCAGGCGAAAAAGACAAAAAACGCCUCCAAUAAGCAGCAUCGGAACCACACACUCAAUUCCGUCCGUGCCAUUACGAGUCCGAGUCUUCAAUUACGAGGCUCGUACAGCACUUGUCCCCCCUCCGCCUAGGACAUACAUAGGGCAGACGGAAAGUUUUCUGAAUUCAUGUUACCUCGCG